Molecule: messenger RNA, 1236 nt
Organism: Penicillium alfredii
Lineage: Eukaryota; Fungi; Ascomycota; Eurotiomycetes; Eurotiales; Aspergillaceae
Product: F-box protein
Exons: 3
Coding region: 1-1236 (411 amino acids)
Molecular function (GO): protein binding
Source: RefSeq, a predicted model, not a curated record
AUGACUGGCUUUGCCAAACUAGCCCUUUCCGUGCACAAAGUCCGAGCUGCCAUCAAGAAAGGGAGGAAGGCGGGUGCCAAGGACAUCCCCGGUUCCUCGUCCUCGUUGGGUCUGCCUAAUCCCACGCCGCCGUCAUCCCCAUGGAACCUCCCGGUCGAAAUCCAAAUCACCAUCUUCGCCCAUUGCGGGAUCUCCGACUUCCGUCCGUUGAAGCUUGUCUGCCGCGCCUUUUACCAUCUGCUGGGGUCACACGAACAUGAGAUUGUCCGGCAGUACCUCCGCCAGCGCCGCCAUGGUACUCUCCCCUCGCCGAUUGACAGUGAGCGCACCUAUACUCGAAAUCCGGAAGAUGACGUGGUGCUCUUGUCGGACCUUUUUCCACCGUCUAAAAGCGCCAAGGGUGGCCACAUCUAUACCUUCAAAUACCUGCAUGGCUUGCGGCGCCGUCAAAAGCUCUGCUCGCGCCUCUGCUACUACCUUGCAGACCGGGUGAUGGAUCGAUUCGUUCAAACCGAGUCCGACCUUGUACGGUCUUCGUUCCCUGCGAAGCGAAGCGAACGCAACGCUCUGGUUAAGCGCGGUAUCGCCAGCAUAUGGUUCCACCUCGCACCACUAAUGUACUACACGCUGUACUUUCUCGAAUCGUAUACCUCCGCGCGACGCGAGCACGCCAACGUGCUCCUACGAGACUACGAGGCCGGACGAAUCCCGGUCGCGAUCCCGCUAGAGGUGCGCCAGACCAUGUACCGCGACCUGCAGACCCGAAUCCUCCGCUCUCCGCCCUUUACCAACACCGCGACCCUGGUAGCCACGCAUCAUUGCAUGCAGCUGCUGGUGUCGUACAUCCGGUACACGAUGUCGCCCGAGGCGGAGAUCGAUGACUCGUGGAUCAGCUCCCUGCUCACCUUGUCGCCCUUCGUACGGAUUGUCGAGUUCUUCUCCGCGGAGAUUGGGGACGGCGGCAACCAGCGACUGCAGCGCAAGGACUUUAUGUAUAACUUCUAUCACGACAUGACGAUGCACGAACAGGAUCAUAUGAACUCGGUGGUUUUUGCCCAGGAGUCCGACCAGCACAUGCAUAGCUCGGUGCGCAACAUUUGGUUCGAUGUCGCCAAGGCCGAGAUGGCGUCGAGAAAUGCCACUCCGCAUGAUGUGGAGGAUGCCUGGGUUUGGAAUGGUGUGCCCAUUUUUUUUGGGUGUGCGGAUUGCUAUCCGACACGGGGAUGGCAGGCAUGA